AUGGAACAAGAGGGCUCUCAGCUUGAGAAGCUUCUGACCCAGUGCAAGAGCAAUGCAGACGUCGACGUCAAGGUCGACGCGCUGAACAAGUUGCAAGCCCUAUUCGAGGCGGGGACGGAGAUCGACGACCCUGAUGGCCUAAUUAACGUCCUCAAGACUUGCUUACGGACCUCAAAUCUGCAUCUUCUCAGCGCCGCCGUGGCCGCGAUACCCCCCGCCCUUCCAAUACUCUUCUCUCGGAAUGUAACAUAUGCCCAUACCCCUCCCGGACGCCCUCGCUCAGCGAUGUCGUCCAACUCCAGUGUUGCGUCUGGUGUACUGGACAUGACACUUUUGCGGCACACGCUCAACGCAUUCUUACCUCCAGGAGGUCUGAUUGAGCGACUCGGAGACAAGGAACGCGUACAGCAGAAGGCCCGCGAAGCGCUCGUGCUCCUUGGCGGAUAUGCGUUUCGCGCAGGUGGCACGAGUACGCUCUCGACACGGCGAGAUGGGCGGGGGGUUGAGACGCCCUUGAUGAUAUUUGAGCGGUUCCUCCGCGAAGCAGGCUUGACUAGCAAAGUAUGGAAAGUGCGCGAGCAAUCGAUAUUGACGCUCGUGCACAUCCGGCGUUCGCACCAUCAAUUCCCUCUACGGCCCUUCCUGCCCAUUCUCGUGGGUGCACUAGAGGACACAGAUGCGCAUGUACGCGACUGCGCUCGCGUGUCUGUCGUCGAGCUCUUCACGGGCCCUGCAGUCACAGACGCCGCACGCGCUGACCUGAAGAAGGAACUGGCGAAGAAAGGUGUUCGCAAGACUAUCGCUGACUCCGUCUUGGCACAAGUGCUCUCCGGCGCUUCAGCACCGCAGGUGCAGAUACCCGACUCAUCCGACGGCGGCGAGGCAUCAAAGCCCAAGGAAUAUAUACCCCCGAGCAUCGCGCUACAAUCCCGAAAACCUUCCUCGACCAAUUCAACGGGUCCCCUUCCUCGGACAGCGAGCUCAAGUACGAUACCGCGCCCUCCGAGCCGGGCUGCUGUCGCAUCACCACCGCUGCAAGCGCCCCCGAGCAACGAGAAUGCAGAAGUCCGCCCUGUAUAUAUCGCUUCUAGUCGAGAUCUGGAAAAUGAGUUUGCGCAGGCUGCACCUGCCUUCGAGGGCAAAGAAAGCGAGCACAAUUGGGCUGCUCGCGAAGGCACUAUUGUCCGUGUACGCGGCAUGCUCAAGGGUGAAGUGCAUCUCAAGUACCCCGAUACCUUCUUCGCGUGCCUCAAAGACGACUUCAUCAAAUUGUCGCUCAAGACACUUGCGAGCUUACGGACCACGGUCGCUGUUCACACCUGCCAACUCUACUCAGAGCUCGCCGUCGCCCUUGGCUCAGCUUUGGACCCAUUCGCCGAGGUUCUCCUUACAAAUCUCCUGGGAAUGUCCGGAUUCACCAAGAAGAUCACCGCCCAAGAGUCGCAAGCCACCGUCACCACGAUCAUCACACAUACGACACCUCCUCCGCGCGCUAUCAUACCUCUUCUGUGGCACACAAUGCAAGAGAAGAGUGUACAAUCACGAACUUACGCUGUCGCGCACAUCAAGCACUACGUGGAGGUUCACGGGCAGCGUGCUAGGGCUGCGAUCGAGUCGCACGGCUUCGUGGACAUACUCGAAAAGGCGGUCAAGAAGAGCGUCAGCGAUGCGAACCCGUCUUGCCGAGAGAAAGCACGCAUCGCUUUCUGGUCAUUUGAGUCGGUGUGGCCGGACAGGGGCGCGGUUAUCCUCGAUGCUCUGGACAACCAGGCACGCAAAGCAGUAGAGAAAGCAUGCCCGGAUCCUUCUCGGUUGGCUACUUUGUCUGUGGCUGCGCCGACGCAACCGAAGAAGAGCAGCGUUGCCGCCGCCAUCGCCGCCAGCCGGGCAAAGGCGAGGGCGAUUGCGAACGCGCCUCCUACUCUACGACACCAGGCAACGUCAGGGUCUCAUACGACGCCUGCACGACGCGCAGGAUCGCCCAGCACAUCUCCGAAGCUAUCGCAAUCUGUUAACCGCCCUGCCUCUCCUCUGUCUCCACCAUCAGCACGGAGCCGCAUCGUCUCCAAUGGUGUACCACGGCCGCCGCUUGCGACGAGCACCUCUCAAACGCGGACGACGAGCUCAGGGAGAGCCUCGCCUACAUCGCCACCGAUGAACCGGCGUACCUCCUCGCCGCUGGCUUCCCCAACUCAGCCCUCGUCUGGCUUCCGACGAGCGGUCAAUACGGCUCUUCCGGCGUCGCCACCCCCUGCGCGGCGAGACAUGUCGCUGUCACCGCCGCGGCGUAUGCCGAAUGGUACUGCUCGAGGCGCAGCUGUACCACUCCCUCGACCGUCCAUCAACGAGCUGUUUGCAUCGGACGAUCAGUCGCUAUUACUUGCUUCUGGCAUCCCAGUGCCGGACGACAGUGAUUCGGAGGGCUCAAUCAACUUGAUGACCUUCUCGUCGCCCAUUCCGAUGGAGAAGCGUGCAAAGCCCCGUGGACCCAAGUCGACAUCGCAGGAACAUUCUCUGUCGCCUGAGUCCUCGACAUCCAUGCUCUCGACGCCAAUCCGGAACACGCUGUCGUCGGACUCGAUUGCGGAUAUGGUGAACAAGCCAGCGGUGGUGGAAGAUGUGCUCAGCGCGAACGCUGAGCAGGCAAUGAGCGCUGCGGAGCGUCUCCUUGAGCUCAACGACUCUGAGGAUGGGAUGGACGUCUUCCCUAUCCCUUCGUCGCUCCUUGUGGGGAAGGUAAAUGGGAAUGGUGCAGCAACGCCAAAGCCAAUGAAGGUGCCCAAGCAACAGAAGCUCUCGCCUGCGCCCUUAUCGUCACAGCCGCCGAGAGCGCCGGUGACGCCAAUGAACCGAAACACGAUGAUCCUCAGGCAAGCGUCGCUGUUCAAGGACAGCCCUGUCAAUGGAGCUCGUUCAGCGUCUCUGAUGGAUGUCCUGCAAGACCGCAGGCAGGAGACUGGAUGGUGGUUGAAGCGCAAAGCUUUGAUGUCCCAAGGCACUCCACUGAAGAGUAGCGAUUCGGAGGUCGCAAGCGAGCUGAACGCGUACAUAGCGCAACUGGAAGGCGACGAUUGGGAUGUACGGACUCUUCAGAAGUUGGCUCUCAUCUGCAAGGAGCGGCCUGCAGCUCCUAGCGCGUCACCGCCUCUCAGCCCGCGGCUCGAUGAACCCACCAAUCCUUUCGCGCCGCCGGAGUCGGACAACAGCGAGCUGUGGAAGCAAGGCAGGGCUUUCGACAGGUUAUUCGAGUCCCUGCUGAAGGCUUUGAACCCUGAGCGGGCGGAAGAGGAGCUCGAGUAUGGGCUGAUCCUUCUCUGGGAGAUCCUCGAGAACCAGUGGUCCUUGCUGGAAGGUCGCGAGGGCGACGCCUUUUCUGCUCUUUUCCAGGCGCGCUACAGCAACAAGGUCAACGUCUUGGAGGCCACCAACAGUUUGCGCGAUGCGUUGUGCGCCCGUAUGGGCCCGGUGUACGGGAUCACUACGUUGCACGCCAGCCUCAAAGUCUUCCAUGCGGAGAAGCCUUCUCCCACUGCCGAUGAAACCAUUAAAGCGCAAAGCUAUGCAUUCGGGCUAAUGGCUCUGGGCAAGCUCAUCCUGCGCGUUCCGGCGGAGAUCGUAGAAGAGGAGCUCCCGCGCUUGAAGUCUACGCUGAUCGAAGGCUUGAAUGAUAAGUCGUCGCUCGUAGUACGCGAGUCUGCCGCUGCGGUCAUCAUCGCGGCGCAGAUGGUCAUGCGUGACGAAACACACCUGUUCGCCCUCCUCGACGGCCUCGCAGACGAGAAGAAGAACCUAUUGACGUACUUGUUCGACAAGCAUGGAGCCCGGGGUACAACGGCAGGGAUGGACAAGUUGGAGAAGGAGAUGCGGCGAUUGGAUACGAGGACGAGCACGCCGCCUCGUCGCACAUAAGCCCUGCAAGCUUCGUGCCACCUCUUUCUCGAUGUCUUCUUUCUGUUUGGGCUCUCCCCUUUCAUCAGACUACUUCCCCUGCUACGGGUUUAAUCCGAUGCGACAUCCUCGCAUUUGCGCAUUAUAUCACAGUAAGUUCGGAUACCUUCAGUUUCAAUCCAGCAAGUCUCGUUGUAUACAUACAAUAUAUGUCCUCGGCAUCGCUUCGUUCUCGCAUGUUUUCGUAGUUACAUACCUCUCCUCUCCUUGACUUAUGCUUAUGAUCUUUUAUGCCCCGAAUCAUUGUCGCCCUAUGCCGGACUGGUGAGCAUAAGCGUGGCAAGGACAUGCGUCAAGAAAGAAAUACAGCCACAGUACAUUUUGUGCGUAUAUUGUGCUGAAUUAAG
Molecule: messenger RNA, 4295 nt
Organism: Schizophyllum commune H4-8
Lineage: Eukaryota; Fungi; Basidiomycota; Agaricomycetes; Agaricales; Schizophyllaceae
Exons: 11
Coding region: 1-3909 (1302 amino acids)
Biological process (GO): mitotic spindle assembly
Cellular component (GO): mitotic spindle midzone; spindle microtubule; cytoplasmic microtubule
Molecular function (GO): microtubule binding
Source: RefSeq, a predicted model, not a curated record